AUGAGACACAAAGUGUUUGAUGAUGACAUGGAAGAAGAAAUCGAUGUCUUUGAUUUAGAGUGCAAGGAAUGGGGUUUUUGUCUCAGGGACCUGUUUGGACUCGGGCUCGGUACCGGUGACUAUGGCCAUUUAACUGUUGAACACGCCUCCAUGUUACUAAGGAACUUCAGAUCUUUACGUGACUACAGCAAUCAAGGCUUUGAGGCCUCGCAUAAACUGCAAAAGCAGAUAUAUAGCCGGGCGACUAACCACGACGGCAGUGGCGAAGCUUCUUCAUUGGACCAGAUAUUAACUCACCAUUACGCUGAAAGGCUUCUGUUCUUAAGGCUUUGUUUCAGAAAUGCUAAAGAAUGCGCAAGAAAAGGAAAGAAAUUUUACUUCCGAGGAUGUGGCUGGUCGAACGCCGUAAGUACAAAGAAGUGGAGUGCAACACACAAGCGCUGGAUUGACGUUAUGGACGAGUUGUUUACUACAUUCAUGGGUAAAGACUUCCUCGCGUAUAGGUAUACUGAAGAUUUAUCUUGCGUUGUGGUAGAAGAGGAUUGCCCCUUGCUCGAGUACGACGACGCUAGUUGGGACAACAUUGGCAAGAUGAAACUAAUCGAACGUCAAUGGCUAGAGAGUGAGACGCCGCGUGCACGAAAAAAAAAGAAGGGACGUAUUCCGAAAAAAAGUCGCCGAAAGCUAUUCAAGACCCGCAAGAGAAAGAAGAACAGUCGUUACUCAUCCGUGGUUUCUUCCUCUUCCUCAAAAAGCACGAUUCCGGAUAAAAAGAAUGCCUCGCCAAAUCUUCGCAACGCAAAACGCAAAUCGAGAUUGGCGCCUUCAUCUGUGAAUACCAAACGAAAACCGCCGUCAUCAACAUCAGACUCCACAAAAUCACAGGAAUCGUGCCUCCCCCAAACUCGCCGAUGUCUCUUUGGGUUUUCUAACAGAAAACGUAGACAGCGGUCACCUUUAACAACUUCGUAUCCGAAGCGUAAAACAUCAUUGUUUUCAACACCUCUGGCUACUUCAACGCUAUCGUCGGACGCAAGUGGACCACCAUCACCGUCGCCUUUGGAUGCUUCACCACCGCUUUCAGCUGACUGCAGUCUAUUAUCUUCAUCACCCUCGGCCUCUACACCGCCGCUAUCAGUCUUCAGUGGACAACCAUCACUGUCAGCUUCAGCUACUACAUCACCGUCAUCAGCCUCCACGUCGUUAGCCAGUACGAUACAAACGACUUGUUCAACUGCCCUACCACCGUUUGAUCAUGUGUUCUCUUCUGCUUGUCCAAGGGAAGAAAUGUUGACAUGUAAACUUCCUGCUGUUGAUUGCAGUGUAACCGUGCAAGAAAAUGUGCUGGUGAGAGUACCGGACAAUUUCGAAUACACUAACGUCACAACACUCCAGAAACGUCCUCCAGCAUGCGUAGUAAAUGAUGCUGUUUCUCUUAUCAGAGAAAUGAGGAAGGAAGUUGACGAUAAAGCGUUUAUCGACUUAGAAGAUAACGAUGUAAAUGUGGGCGUGUCAAUUGGAAAACUUGGCGUUUUCUCAAGAGCUGGUCUGGGACAGCUUGAAUGGCUAGCAGAGGUUGCCGAAAUGCAGUGCAAUUCGCAAGAAGAGGAAAGGUGGCUGAUGCACUCUACAGACAAGUUAGACGAUGAAACAAGACACAAAAUACCGCACACUAUUACCUGGCUCAACACUGGAGAGAGAAGCUUUAUCCGGCAAUGUUUUGAAGAAGUGUUGCAAAAUGUCAAGCCUGGCUUAUUAAGCUUGGUAUUGGUUCCGGUAAACAUGGACAAUGUACAUUGGGGACUAAUGGUCCUCGAUGUAAAAAACAAAGAAGCAUAUUUUGAUGAUGGCCUUGGAUAUUCUUUCUCCAAAACUUCUUAUGUCUUUCUUAUCAUGAGUGAGCUUCAGUCCAAGUUUCCAGACUGCGAUGACUUUUCUCUGGAUGACUGGCGUAAUGUAAAAACAUUCAAAAGGUUUGGAAUGCCGAGACAACCGACAGAUGGCCAACUAAUUGGAAGCGGCAGUUGUGGCGUUGGGGUUAUUCUAGCGGCCCUUGAUUUUAUGACCUCUUCACAACCUAAAGUUGUUUCACGGUCGUGGAACUUCAGUGAGAUGACAGCACACAGGAAGGACAUAAUGAAACUGCUUGCUUGCAGGUAGUUUGUUCUCUUCGAAGCCAUAAGCCAGCUACAAGUUUGGCCAAAACGUUUGGGACACUGCCGCGAAAAGAGAAAUUUUCUUUACGCUCCCUUCUCCAAUUCACUAAUUAUCAGUAAUUCUUACCAUUAAACUUUUGUAUCUUUUAAUUAGUUGAAAAUGUUCGGCUACUUCCAUGUUAAGCAGCAAGACUCUCAGCAAAAACCUUAUUCCAAAAUUUUCCCUUUCAGUGAAUCGCAAUGGAACAUAGUAGCUUCAAAUUUAUGACGUCAGGUUUAUGACGUAACC
This is a messenger RNA of Pocillopora verrucosa, 2445 nucleotides long. The record is from RefSeq and is a predicted model, not a curated record. NCBI's taxonomy places the organism in Eukaryota, Metazoa, Cnidaria, Anthozoa, Scleractinia, Pocilloporidae.